Messenger RNA from Nematostella vectensis (starlet sea anemone), 6356 nucleotides. RefSeq lists its product as uncharacterized. Gene Ontology annotation, molecular function: peptidase inhibitor activity. The record is from RefSeq and is a predicted model, not a curated record. NCBI's taxonomy places the organism in Eukaryota, Metazoa, Cnidaria, Anthozoa, Actiniaria, Edwardsiidae. Gene Ontology annotation, cellular component: extracellular region. The transcript has 22 exons. Bases 47 to 6169 code for a protein of 2040 amino acids.
CCUGGGGCAGCUAAAACAGUGAAACUCCGGCAAUCGAGGAGAGAGCAUGAUGUGGACAGCGUUACUGGGUUUGCUGCUCGCGUGGAUUGGACCAGGGAGAGGGUCUGAUAGAGUGUGCCCCCAUUUACCAACACCCUCGUAUUGCGUGUUGAGUACCGACUACUGCGCAUCAGAUAAAGAUUGUCCCUUCGAAUUUAAGUGCUGCGACAAUGGCUGCAACAAACUCUGCGCCAUGGCCAUACCUAAAAAGGCAAUCAACGACACAAAGCUUCCCGAACCUGGACCCGAAUAUCUUCCAAGAGCGGGCCAGUGUCCGCGCCUUCCCAUCCCUAAGUACUGCCACGCUAGCCAACAUGGCUGCGUCACGGACCAGCAGUGUCCAGAUCCCUUCAAGUGCUGCUCCAACGGGUGCACCAAGAGAUGCUUUCUGGCCACACAAAUCAAAAGACCGAAAGGAGGACCUGGCCCCUCGUCGAUCAAUAUCGAGUGCCCGGUGUUCAAGAAAAACCCUAAUUGCCUGUCUGGCUUCACUAAUCGCUGCCGAGACGAUGGCGAUUGCCAAAAUGAAGGGAUAAAUAUGAAGUGCUGUUUUGAUGGGUGCAGAAAGCUGUGCUUGGAUCCAGCCGAGAUUCUCCUCGCUAAAGGCGGGCGCACAUGUCCACCUCUUCCUAGGCCUCCGUCGUGUACAAGCUCACAGAACGAUUGUCUAUCUGAUCUGGAAUGUGACGAAGGAAGCAAAUGCUGCUCAGAUGGAUGUAAACUGAAAUGUGUUCAAUUAAAACGACAAGCUUCUACACCUCCUCCUCCUCCAACAACUUCGAGUGAAUCUUUAGCUGAUGCCGUAGUCGUUGUCGAUGAUAAGUGUCCUUUCGUAACGAGGCCGCUCAGCUGCCCUUUAAGGCCUUAUCACCAGUGCUAUACGAUUGAAGAGUGUCCGGAAAACCUGCGAUGCUGUUCUGAUGGAUGCCGUAAUAUUUGUCUCGACCCCCAAGCUCGCUUGCUUAUCAAAUGUCCGGUCGUGGCUCGUCCGACAAAUUGUCCGGUUCGAGUGGCGAUGGAGUGUCUUAGUGAUGUGGACUGUGGGACUGGGAACAAAUGCUGUUACGACGGAUGCACGUACAAGUGUCACGGCAAAGAAAUGUCGCUCAAAGGCGCCGACCAAGUAUCUGUUCAGCUUGCUCCAUUUCUAUCGAAAGCGGAGCUUGUCUUCAUACUGGAUACGUCAACACAAGAUCUGACGCCUCAGGACUUCAUCAGACAAAAGGAGUUUGCAAAGUCGGUAGCCCAUUUCUUUCAUCUUGGACAAGAGAACGUGCGCACGGCCAUUGUGUCGUGUAACAACACACCAAUAUUGGUAAAGAACCUGGGGCAGGAAGGCCUUGACCGACAUGUGGACGGACUGAAACAGGCAGGGAGGCAAAAACUACUACACAACGCAAUCAGGUUGGUGGAGGAAAAUGUGUUGAGUUCUGCCAGGCCUGGCGUGCCAUCCAUCGUCCUCAUCGUUUCAUUCGGCUCCCCGACAUCUACGGAGUGGAGCCUACUAAUCUCCAGGCGAGGUCUCCGCUCGAUGGGUGCCCAUGUUUUCGUAGUAGGACUAGGAGUGCACCCAGCCUAUACCCGGCUACGCAGACUGGUUGUAGCGCCAGGGGACCUGUUCACCUAUCCAUCAGCAGACCACCUCCAAUCACAAGGAACCAUUAUCGCCAGGCAUAUAUCACUGCGUACGAGUGAGGUAGUCCCUAACGACUUCAAGGCUGAGCUCAUGUUCGUCCUAGACGCGACCAGAUACGUGGGUCGAAAAGGCCUCACUCAACUAAAGCUCUUUGUCCUCUCUCUUGUUCGCCUUCUAAACCUUUGGCCUGGCAUGACUCGCGCCAGCGUUAUCACAUACGGUGACGUCAUAGCGCCUCUAUCAAUACGCUUCCUAACAGGAUCUGAUAUGAACAAGUUUAGCGACGCUUUGAGCAAGCUCUCGUUUCUCGGUGGUAGCGCCAGAUUGGACAGCGUCUUCCAAACGAUGGAGGAAAAUCUUCGCUUUACUCGUGAGGGUGUUCCUAAGAUUGCGGUAAUGGUUACAAGUGGGAAGCAUCUGCCGCAAGGCAUGGACGAGGUGUGGCCGGUGUUGGGGAAGCUGCGCGAGAAAGGAUUAUGGACAAAUGUUGUCAUGCUCGGGGAUGAUGAGACGGGAAGACAGGACUUUCUGAAGAUCGCAGAGCGACCAGAAGACGUCUUGACGAGUCCUAUUGGUGAUCUCACGAGUAUAAUACCUCGGCUUCUCAAGCAUAUAAUUGCAGGUCCGCUUACUCCACUUUCAACUCGAUCGCCAACAACAACAACCGUACCCACGACACCAGUUGCAACAUCAACCUAUUCAAUCAUAACAACAACUGGUAGCUCCAAGGCUGCAACAGAACAUCGUCCAGUAGCAAAACCUUCGUCUUCUCGCAAGCAUCAAACAACGACUCAAGAGAUGGCUGCUGUUCAACAAACGACGGAAGCUCCUUCAACCACAGCACCGCCUACGACAGUAGAGGAUAAAACCAGAGAAGAAGCAACAACUAAACCAACGACAACAACGAGAAAAACAACAAUACCAACAACAACAGCUUCAGAAACUAAACCGCCAACGAUAAGAAAAACAACGACAGCAACAACAACUCAAGGGCGAACAACAAGAAAACCAACAACAACAGCUGAACCACCAACGACCGUCGACAAUUUAAGAAGACUAAGUACAAAGAUUAAAGACUCUACGAGUAGACCAGAGACCUCUCAGACCCAGACGGAGGCGCCUGGCCACAGCACUGCUGUUUACUUUCCUACAACUUACGAAACGGUGGCUGCAGGUAUGCUGGACUCAAGUAAAGUGGUAAAGAGACCAGAUGCGAAGUCCGGCUACUGUCCCUCCCUCCCCCGGGAGCCUCGGUGCUCCAAUCGUUCAAGGCCCAAGUGCUUACUUGACAGCGAGUGCCCUGGUAACCAGAAGUGCUGUUCGGACGGCUGCACCAUGAUCUGCACUAACACAGAUCUAGAUAUCGUCAACGCCCCAGUGCGUGGUAGGCGCAAACCUGGAAUCUGUCCGGUCAUGUCAGUAUCAAAGGCUCCUUGUCCGACUACUAAUCAGUGCAGUCAGGACUCGGACUGUCCAGGAAGUCAGAAGUGCUGUCGUCAGCAUUUCGCCAACUGUUUGGCCAGCCAGAUGCUAUGCAUCGAGCCUCCAUCCAAAGUACAGGAAAAACAAAUGCUGAGUCGCUUGUAUCGUCCCGGUAAUUGCCCUAAACUAACCAGGCCUGCAGUGUGUGGUGAGGUGAUGAGAACUGAAUGCAACUACGAUAUUGACUGUGCUGGAACACAGAAGUGCUGUAGUAACGGAUGUCGACGAUUGUGUGCAGACGCAGAACGAGCAACAACGACUUCUACAAGAGAGGAAAAAGAUGCUGAGCCCGCAUUCCAGGAAGGCCGUUGUCCUCCGUACUCCCCAGUGCGCGCAUGCCCAUUACUGGUUCAGGACGAGUGUACCUGUGACGUCGAUUGCGCUCACAAGGUCGGCUACAAGUGCUGCUUUGAUGGAUGCAAACGGAUCUGCCGCAGACCGGCAGGAAAAGUGUGCAGCGGUAAGAUUGACGUGGUCUAUCUCAUGGAUACGUCUGGGAGCAUUAGUCAAGACGACUACCGCCGAGAAAAGCAGUUCGUCAAGGAUUUGGCGCGAAUUUUCCGUGUUGGCGACGAGGCAAGCCAUGCGUCGGCGAUAAUCUACAACGAUGAUGCUCACGUGCAGAGCAAGCUGGGUGAGCACAGGAGUACGGAAGCGUUCUCAAAGUCUGUGGACGCCAUACCUUACCUCCACGGAAGAACUCGGAUUGACCGCGGUCUCGAGGAGGCAACCAAGAUGUUCAAGAGUGCUCGCGAGGGCGUCAGUAAAGUCCUGAUCGUUCUGACUGACGGGCGACAAACUCCUGAUCCAGACGCGAUUCCCCUAGACCAAGCGAGUCAGCCUCUGAAGAACGACGGCGUCGAUAUCUAUGCGGUAGGGGUGGGGAGUAAGAUCGAUGAAAAAGAGCUUCAUCAGAUCGCUUCCAAGGACUCAAACGUUUUCACAGUGGACUCAUUCAGCGCGCUGUUAGGGGAGUCACAGACAAUUGCUAGAAGGGCUUGUGAUUAUGUCACCGGAAAAGUGUGUGUGCAGGGUGUCGACAUUGGGUUCAUAGUCGACUCCUCAGAAAGCAUCACUGACGAAGCCUUCAUAAAUGAGAAGAACGCGGUACGAGCCAUCAGCGAACAGUUCCUCAUUCAGCCAGGGCAAAGCCGCGCCGGGGUCGUGCUGUACAGCGGCAAUCCAAAGCUUAGUAUCAGCUUCGAUCAAUACCAGUCAAACGGCGACUUUAAAAGUGCGGUCAGCAGAUUGCAGCAUCUUCAGAGCCACACGCGUCUGGAUAAAGCACUGCGCUUCGCCGCAGCCAACUUAUUUAAUAAUCAGAGGCCUGGUUACCCCGCGGUUGCCAUAGUAAUGAGUGAUGGACGUCAGACACCUGGAGCUGAGUCCCUCUCGACCGCCGUACAGCCUUUGAAGGAGCUUGGAGUGCGCGUGUUUGCUGUUGGUGUUGGGGACAGAGUAGUGAAUGAUGAGCUGAAGAAGUUAGUGCAGAGGGACGAAGAUAUCUAUGAGGUGGAGUCCUUUGAUAAGCUAAUCGCGGAGGCGAAGAAAUUUUCCAAGCGUGCAUGUCCUGCUCCGAUACAGCCAAGUCCCACAGACUCACAGGUAACUCGUGAAAACAGCCCGUCUACUACUCGCCGGCCUAUUAUUACCAUUCCAACAAGCCGUCCUACACGCCUUAGCACACCGUCUACUCGCCGCAAGACAACUCGUCGAGCUUCCACAAUCCCCCCAACAAGCCGUCCUAUCACAACAGGUGUAGAGACCACGUCCCUGAUCACCGAGUUUCCUUGGCCGUCGCCCGGACAUUUCAAGUGCUCGCUCUUCAUGGAUAUCAUUUUCGUGGUUGAUUCCUCUAGGAGCAUGGAUGUACGGCAGUAUGUUAUCAUGAAGGAGUUCGUCAAGCGACUUGCUGUCUUCCUAGAUGUGGGUAAAGGAAGCAAGGCCGCGGUUAUCAUCUAUAGCGAUGAUCCCAUCCUGAGCAUUGACUUUGACGACUACCCAGAUCAGGGGAGUUUCCUGAACGCUGUUGAUAAUCUACUAUACAUCAUGCAAAGGACGCGCAUCGACAAGGCCUUGAAUAUGUCCGCGCAAGUGCUCAAGAAUGCGCGCCCAGGCUUCCCUAAGGCUGUCAUCAUAAUGACUGACGGCAGGCAAACACGUGACCCCGACUACGUGAAGCUGGAUUUGGCGGCCAAGCCGUUGCACGAUGCGCAUGCGCGCGUACUGGUGAUAGGAAUCGGGCCACGGAUAAGCGUUGACGAGCUGAUGCUGAUGGUGCAGGACCCUGCAGAUGUGUUCACUGUGCGCUCAUUCGAUAGCCUCGUCAGCGCGGCGAGUUCUGUGGCCAUCAAGUCCUGCCAAAACACAGUGUUCCCCACUAGAGACCCAGGUCCCUGCACUGAGAGAUUCGACCUCGGUUUCAUCCUGGAUUCCUCCGAAAGCAUCCUAGUUAGUAACCACGACCAAGAGAAGGAGUUUAUCAAAGACAUCGCUUCGAACUUUGUGAUUGGCCCGCAACAGGUGAUGCUCGGCCUGAUAGGGUUUAGCGACACUGCUGAGAUGCAUGUGCGAUUCGCCUCGCCUGCGAGUAUAUCCCAGGUCGCGUUUGAGAAAGCUGUUGACGAUGCACCGUACAUGAAGGGAAGGACACGCUUAGACAGAGCUCUUGUGAAAGCCGUGGAACUGGUCCGUGGCGGCCGCCCUUAUGUCCCCAAGGUCCUUGUGUUACUAAGCGACGGCCGGCAGUCUAGAGAUCCCGGAUACACACCCCUCGAUCAAGCUAUCAAGCCGCUCAUACGAGAAAAUAUCGCAAUCCGAGCGGUAGGGAUAGGAAAGGAGAUAGACGAAAGAGCGCUUCAGACACUUGUCAGCAACCGAAACGACUACAUCUUCCGAGUCGGUUCUUUUGACGCUUUAAGCAAGUUGCAUCGGUCACUCUCACAGUCUAUAUGUAGUACAGUAGAGCGUCGAUUGCUUAGUGAUGAGCCAAGGCAACCAGGACAAUGGUAACAUUAGCCACUUGCUGUGCAAAUAAACGUGUCUCCAUUCCAUCUGCUGGACAUGAGAAGCUGCAGUUUUCCAAUCGGAAUGGAUACAUAAUCAAAGUAGUCCUGCUUUCAUUUAUCAGAGAUGAGGACAGACAAAAAUAGGAGAGUGGCAUGAAGUUUAUUUUCAAAUAAAUAUUAUUUACGAGAAA